CAGACAGUUGAUCUUUAAAAAUGGAUAAGUUAACAAAUCUCAGCACAAAAGAAAGAAUAGAAGAACAGAAGGAGCCUGACUCGUCAGAAGAAGACUUCGAGCAAGCCCAUUUUAAUGAGAGGUCAGGCCAGGUGAACCAAGAGACAAUACAAGAGGCAAAUAAGACAACCAAAGUUAUGAAAAUCAACCUUAACAAUUGCAAAUAUCCAAUAAUUUGAGAUCUUUCAACAAAAGAGUUCUGAUUUAAACAAACUGAAGGAAACUGCUGGGAUAUCCUCUGGAGUGACUCUGGCAUUAACCAAUUAUUGUUUAAAAGAAUGAAAUUGUAUCAAAAAGUUAAUCAUUUCCCUGGAAUGUACAUGAUCACAAGAAAGAAUCAACUUUGCCAUCAUUUAAAAUAAACUGGCAAAGUCCCUACCUGAAGAGUACAGCUUCUUUCCAGAGUCAUGGGCUUUGCCAACCGAGAGUUAUCAACUGAAGGCUUUUUCUGAGCAAAACCCAAACUGUAUCUACAUUGUGAAGCCUGAAGGAGGAGCUCAAGGUAAAGGAAUUUAUCUUACUAGAAAGAUCAAUUCGUUAUUGAAUAAGAAAAAGACUGUAAUUCAAAGAUAUAUCGAAGACCCCUACCUGAUCAAUGGUUAUAAAUUUGAUCUUAGACUCUAUGUCCUUGUAACAUGAUUAGAUCCCCUGAAGAUCUUCUUCUAUGACGAUGGUCUUGCUAGAUUCUCUACACAGCAGUACUCAUUGGAUAGUAUCAACUUUAAUGAGAAGAAGAACUUGAUGACUCACUUAACAAAUUACUCUAUUGUAAAAUAAUUCCUAUUCAGAUAGUGAUCUUGGCCACUCUGUCCCAAGAUAUAUCCUAGAUCAAUGCAAGAAAACUUUGGGCUAUGUUUUGGACAAAGCUAGACUUGAUGGGUACGAUACAGAUUUAUUAAUGAAAAAGAUCCAUGACAUUAUCGUGAAGACUAUAAUUACUAUUCAGCCUAAACUGUUGCAUACUUAUAAUGUUCUCCAACCAAGGAGCAAGACCCAUGAUAUGUGCUUUGAAAUUCUGGGAUUUGACAUCCUCCUUGAAAAAGGGAAAAAUAAAUCUCCUUAUAAGCUAAAUGAGCUUGGUGAGGAUUUCAGACAGCAGGGAGGUAAAAUUCAAUUUGAUGAGCUUUGAAAAACCAAAGAGUUCAUCAUACUAUUCUUUGGAGCUAUAUGGUACCCAGCAUCUAAAGAAUUAUCAACCGCUUUGAAGAAACUGUACAAAGAAGCCAAUGCUGAGCAGAAGAAUAUCGAAGUGAUCUACAUCAGUUCUGAUGAGAGGCCAGAGCAGUUUGAAAAGUUUUACUCAACUAUGCCCUGGCUAGCAAUCGAAUAUAAAGAUAAAAGAAAACAAGGCUUGAAAGAUAGAUAUCAAAUAACUACACUUCCGACAGUAAUAAUUCUCAAUAUGAAUGGCGAUAUUGUGUCUUCAGAAGCAAGAAACGACCUUUUGGAUCUGAACCAAAAGACUGACCAUAUGGAAGACUGGAGAAGUCAAAAUUUGACUUUAUUAUUUGAAGAAGGCUUAAAGCCAUGGCUAAUUGAGGUUAACCACAUGCCUAGUUUUGGAGCAGAUACAGAAGUUGAUAAGAACUGCAAGGAGUCGCUUAUUCGUGAUACUUUCAGCUUACUCAACAUCGAUAGUAAGGCAAAGAAAAUGAUCAGAAAGAAGAGAACUAUCAGAGAAACUAUCGAGAGUAGGAUUAUCAAUGGCAUUAAAGAGAAGAGAAAGAAGGAUAGAAAUGAAGAGGAUAUUCUAAAAUAACUCUAAAUAUAUCAAGAUUUACCCCAAGAAUAGUAAAGUGUACAGAGAGUGUCAUCAGGUAGCUACUGAGGAAUGGGAAAAUCAAAAUGGGUGCUUCCGAACUUCUUAUAAUUUUAAAUAUGAGGACGAAAUAACAAAUACUGAAGAUACAGAGAAGAAACCAAAUCAAAAGAGAAAAGCUAAUUACUCCAAAGUUAAAUUAAAGAUGGAUGUAAAAUCUAAGCUCAGCCUUGAGCCAAUAAAAAAUGAUACUUACAAUAUGACUCCUCUUUCUGAAGUUACAAGGAUACCAAUACUGACUAAUAAGAACAUUACCAUUGGAGAUCCUUCUGCUCUUACAAAGCUUGAGAUAUACAAGAGAACUAAUAACAAAAGGCUUAAGGAACGAUCAAUCAAAAAGAAAAUUCAUAAUACUCUCAAAAGAGGGAGCAAGAAGAAGAAAAAGAAGAAAGGGUGCUCUACUAGCGAAGACCUAAGGAAUGACUCUACCUCUUACUCUUCUCUCCCAUACUUGAAAAAGAAUACCAAGAAAGUAUGCAAAAAUAAGAAUGCCCUUAAGAAUAAGACGAGUUUUAACGGAAAUCCUCAAAAAUGGAUGUUCAAGAAAGACAUUGAGAAGCAGCUUCAAAGACAGAGAGAGAGCUUGAAUGCUCAUAAAACCUCUACUAAUUUUAACCAAACUGAGAGGGUUUACAGAGGUGAUACUAAUGACGAAAAAUUUGACUUUGUAUAUCCCAAAGGAAACAUGAUGCAUAAGCCAAGGAGUAUUCUCCCAAAAGAGCCAAAAGGCUACUCCAUAGAUCACAAUGACUCUGGUUUACAGUCAUCAAAGUCAAACUUCUCUCAUGCUAGAGAUGAACUUCUAAGAACGUCCACUAAAUUCACACAGAAAUUUAAAUGUAUUUAUCCAGAAAAUAGUCUUCCCAAUCAAGCCCUCGAUUCGAACACCCCGAGUAAGAAAUAUUAUGCAGUAUCUUUGAAUACCUCCGAAUUGAACUAAAAAGGAAGGAUUAGAUGUUUACUCUGUAAAUAAGAGACUUCAUGUCUAUGAUGGCUCUGUGUGAGACAGUAAAAGAUUAGGAUACCACAAGGAAUCUAUUGACCAUAAUCAUGAGCAUGUGGGAUCAGUCACUCCUUUAAGCCUCAGGCCAAAUUACGAAGAGACAUCAGAGAGACUGAAUAAUGCUUUAAACAUUCCUAAGAACUCUAAUAGAAACCAGUCCAUAUUCAGAAGAAGAGCUUCAAAGAAGAUGAACUAUAAGGAACAAGUUUGAGAAAUUUCUAAAUCUAAAGAAUGAAAAGGCCAGAAAGAGUAUUUUCCCUAUCUCCAAAGGUUACCUUCUCCAAAGGCAAUAAAAAGGAUACCUAAGCAGACAUUUGGGCAUAAAAAUCCAGCCAAGGCGAUUACAGAAGAUGAAGUGUUUAAAUUUUAGGAUUCCUGAUGGCAAAUUAGAGAAAAGAUUAUCUAUUUUGAAUUAAAAAAUUGUGCAAUU
Moneuplotes crassus is the source of this 3291-nucleotide messenger RNA. The record is from the annotation of a GenBank genome assembly. NCBI's taxonomy places the organism in Eukaryota, Ciliophora, Spirotrichea, Euplotida, Euplotidae.